Messenger RNA from Cloeon dipterum, 1118 nucleotides. Its product is annotated as trypsin-like protease. Bases 71 to 976 code for a protein of 301 amino acids. Gene Ontology annotation, biological process: proteolysis. Lineage: Eukaryota; Metazoa; Arthropoda; Insecta; Ephemeroptera; Baetidae. The transcript has 6 exons. Gene Ontology annotation, molecular function: serine-type endopeptidase activity. The record is from RefSeq and is a predicted model, not a curated record.
GAACUUUAUAAAAAAAGUUGGUGCAUGGAAAUGUACCGCACAAGGACGUUAAUAUUUGUCUUCGCUCAACAUGAAUUCAACGUUGCUUGCCGCAUUUUGCUUGUCCACAUUUUUGUUUGCCCCUUUCAUCUCCGGAUCCCUGCUUGAUCAACUUUUGAACAUCGCCAACAAUAAUCCCCAGCCGAUCGAUCCUUCGACGCAGGAAGACCAGGACGUCGUGACCGAGAGAAAACAACCUGCGGAAGUCGCCCUCAUCCUGACUGCGAACGCGCGUUGCCACGGAGCAUUGAUUUCCAACAAAGCCAUUCUCACCGCUGCUUCUUGUUUCCAAGAUGAAAAUGGAAAUUUAAAAACGGACAUAAGUUCUGUAAAAAUCGGUCUGAACACGCAAACCAAGAUGGUCAUCAAUGAAAAAAUUCUGGUCCAGAGCGUGACCAUCAACCCUUCGUAUCGCUACCAGCCAGACUCUGGUCUUCACGAGAACGACUUGGCUGUUGUUACGCUACAAACUCCAGCUCAAAUGGAUGGAAGCACCGUGAGCACUAUCAAAUUGGCUCCUCAGUUCAACGCUCGGCCGGAUGCAAACACAAAGCUGAAAACGGUCUCCGUCAUAGGAUGGGGAGCGAGCCGAGAGACCUUGGACGGUGGCGAUUCGGACAGUUUGGGGUCUUCGACCGCCCUAGUAAUGCCGCACAAGCAGUGCGCCGCCGCGUACGGAAGUGUCGUUUUGCCCAACUCCGUAUUGUGCGCUAAUAUCACGAAGGGAAUUCCCUCGACCUGCGAGGACGAUGAUGUCGGCGCAUCCUUGAGAUUCCAAGACGCAAGAUCCAAGAAUCAACAGGUUCUGAUCGGAAUCGCGACGAAGCCGAUUGCCAACGCGUGCCAGGACUCGCUGCCGAGUUUGUUUACAAACGUCGCCUCUUCGAUCAAGUGGAUCAAGUCUUUGGCAAAUAAACGAGAGAAUUUGUUGGGAUAAUCCAUCAAUUAUUGUAAUGACGCGCUUUCUCUAAAAAUCAUCUGGCAUAAUUUAUUUAAAAAAAGAGAAAAAUUUUAUCUGUAGACCCGGAGCGAGCGUUUUAAAAUAGGAAUUUGGUGAAUAAAAAUGAAAAUCGAACACA